AUGGACAUCUCUGGCUGUGCCUCAGUAAGGAGAUCAAAUGCAACUGUGCGCCGCCUCAGGGAGAUAGAGUUCAACAGUUCCUCAGGUUUGGAUGAUACUACUUUGUACUUUCUGCUGGAGGAAUUGUCUCUCACCCCAUCAGGCACAAACAUGAAGAUGUUUUUAAUCUCUCCAGUCAUCUGCCUCAUGGCAGGUGUCCUCAUCAUUCCUACCAUCUUAUUCGUGAUCUUCUCUCGGUUUAACAUCCGUCAGGAAACAAGGUACAUGCUGCUGGGAAAUGCUCUGCUUUCUGAUCUGAUCUACCUGUUGUUCUACACCCUGUCGGCUGCUCUCAAUGCAGCACACCUAGAUCUCCCAAAGGAAGCUUGUGUCCUCCUGUUAUUUCUGCUGGCAGUGGCUUACUGUGGAGGAUUGUUCACAGCUGUUGCCAUAGUCUUGGACACAUACGUAGCUAUUUUGUUUCCUUUGCGCUACAUCACUAUUUUGCCUCCUUCACGAACUAAAAAAAUCAUAGUUUUACUAUGGAUGUGUUCUGGAGCUUUCCCUGGGAUUUUUUUCUUGGUGCUAUGGAGCACCCACACCUUUGUGCCCUGUGUCCUGGAAACGUGCUCGGUUCCAGUAAUACUAAUAUUAACUCUGAACGGGACUGAUGCUCUGAAACUCUGUUUCUGGCUUUCUGCCAUGGUUGUCUUUCUCUGCCUGUCUGUAAUAUUUUGUUGCUAUGCUAUUUUGUAUUUUAAAACCAAACAUUCGGGUAUAUGGGAGAGCAUCUGCUCCAGAGCCAGUGUAACAUUCUUAAUGCACAACACUGUGUUGUUUUUUUACUUCUUUCCACUCUUGGCCCUUUUUGUGGAAUCAUUCUUGUGUGUUAAUGUUCUCAUCAAACUGCAGACGGGAAUCUUGGUCUCCCUGACAGUCUGCAAUGUCCUGAUGAUUAUUCCUAAAGUUUUGUUCCCUUUUCUGUAUGGGCUUCGAUACAGAGAGAUCUCAGCCUCUCUCAAAUCCAUUGUCAGAAGGAAGCAGCUUCGCAUGGUGUCACCUGCUCCACCACCAUCCUGAGCCAAG
Molecule: messenger RNA, 1065 nt
Organism: Pipra filicauda (Wire-tailed manakin)
Lineage: Eukaryota; Metazoa; Chordata; Aves; Passeriformes; Pipridae
Gene: GPR148
Product: G protein-coupled receptor 148
Exons: 1
Coding region: 1-1059 (352 amino acids)
Biological process (GO): G protein-coupled receptor signaling pathway
Cellular component (GO): membrane
Molecular function (GO): G protein-coupled receptor activity
Source: RefSeq, a predicted model, not a curated record